Aspergillus aculeatinus CBS 121060 is the source of this 1735-nucleotide messenger RNA. RefSeq names its product alpha-mannosyltransferase. The coding region runs from base 236 to 1735 and encodes 499 amino acids. The record is from RefSeq and is a predicted model, not a curated record. Gene Ontology annotation, molecular function: alpha-1,2-mannosyltransferase activity. The transcript has 2 exons. Gene Ontology annotation, cellular component: Golgi apparatus. NCBI's taxonomy places the organism in Eukaryota, Fungi, Ascomycota, Eurotiomycetes, Eurotiales, Aspergillaceae. Gene Ontology annotation, biological process: mannan biosynthetic process.
AGUCUGUCUCUCGCGCCUCCAUUUAGCGCCUGUAAAGCAUUGAGUCUUCAUACAAGCCCAACAGACGCAGAGAACAUAUCAAUUUGAAUUUUCUUUGCUGUCAAUCUUGCGACUGUACAAAUUUUCCGCCCCUCGGGUGUGACAAAGUUGCAGUAGAGACCCGAUUCAAAGGGUGCUUGGCCAACACCAGUCUCACUGCCCUGAGAUCCACCUGAUCCAUGACUUCUAGAGAGCAAUGUUUCCCAGUCGCGCGGCGUUGCGCAUACGCAUCAUUCUGGCGGGCCUAUUCCUCGUGUUGAUAUGCAGCCAGUCUUUCUCGCGCUGGCACAAUCAGAGUGAUGUACCCGAAGCCACCUCCAUCGAUGAUCCAGCUGUACUCCGACAAGCUCAGCUCACCUGGCGUCAUGCUGCUGAAGGCCACAUCGAAUUCUGGCGUCAAUUCCAACCCCUGCUGACCACUUACGAACCAAAAUGCCUACCCCCUUUGAGGCUGGGAAUGGCACCAUCAAUUCGGUUCGAGCAGGCAGACCCUUACGACCAAACCGAGUUCCUGGAUCUCCUCCCCAUGGACAUUGAGGACCUGCAACAGACGCAUCGGGGCUUCCUGGACGCAAUCCAGACUACGCCGCCUCAACUGAACUACACGCGCAACACGCGCGGUCUCGUGUCCACCGCAGGAGGAUCCUACCUCCCCGUGCUCGUGCUAUCGCUCCGCAUGCUCCGGCGUACCGGCUCCCAGCUCCCAGUCGAAGUCUUCCUCGCCAGCGAAGACGAGUACGAGACGUACAUCUGCGACGUGAUCCUGCCCUCGCUGAACGCGCAAUGCAUCGUGCUCUCGACCAUCCUCAACGCGAUCCCGCACUCCAUCCACAUCCAGAAGUACCAAUUCAAGCUCUUCGCGAUGCUCUUUUCCUCCUUCGAAGAGAUCCUCUUCCUCGACGCGGACGCCUACGCGCUCUUCCCCCCGGAAACCCUCUUCACGCGCGACCCCUUCCUCACGCACGGCCUGAUCACCUGGCCCGACUUCUGGGCCACGACGAUCUCCCCGUCCUACUACGCGAUCACAGGGCAACCGACCCCGAGACCGCCGACGCGCCCGUCCAGCGAAUCCGGCGAGGUGCUCCUCUCGAAAAGAACGCACCUGCGCACCCUCCUCCUCAGCACCUACUACAAUAUCCACGGCCCGGAGUUCUACUACCCGCUGCUGUCGCAGGGCGCCGCCGGCGAAGGCGACAAGGAGACCUUCGUCGCCGCGGCCCUGGCCCUCGCGGAGCCGCACUACCAGGUCGCCGAGCCCCUCUGCGCCAUCGGCCACACCACGCAGCGCGGCGGCGGCUUCGCCGGCUCCGCCAUGGUGCAGUUCGAUCCCGCGGAGGACUUUGAUCCGCACGGCUUCUUCCUGUCCACCAACAAUGAAAGCACGACCCGUAGCACCCCGCGGGCCUUCUUCAUCCACGCCAACUACCCGAAAUUCGAUCCCGCCACUGUCUUCGACGCGCACGAGGUCAACCCCGCCAUCGGCGACGAUGGCCGCUACACCCGCGCCUGGACCGGGCCGCCGGAGAUCAUCCGGGCGUUCGGCCGCGACGUCGAGAAGGAGUUCUGGGAGGAGAUCCGGUGGACGGCGUGCGAGCUCGAGGGGAAGUUUCGCUCCUGGGAAGGGAAGAAGGGGAUCUGUAAGAGGGUGAAGAAGUACUACCAGGCGAUGUAUGGGGGACGAUGGUGGGGUUGGUAG